Molecule: messenger RNA, 1438 nt
Organism: Vigna radiata var. radiata (mung bean)
Lineage: Eukaryota; Viridiplantae; Streptophyta; Magnoliopsida; Fabales; Fabaceae
Product: anthocyanidin reductase ((2S)-flavan-3-ol-forming)
Exons: 6
Coding region: 44-1057 (337 amino acids)
Molecular function (GO): oxidoreductase activity, acting on the CH-OH group of donors, NAD or NADP as acceptor; anthocyanidin reductase activity
Source: RefSeq, a predicted model, not a curated record
AAAAACUUUCCUGGUGUAAGUUUCAUCCUUUGAGUGUGAAAUCAUGGCCAGUGUCAAGAAAAUUGAAAGGAAGGUAUGUGUGAUAGGUGGAACCGGAUUUAUUGCCUCUUGCUUGAUAAAGCAAUUGCUUCAGAAGGGUUAUGCUGUCAACACCACUGUCAGAGAUUCAGAUAAUACUAAGAAAAUAAAUCACCUUUUAGCUCUGCAAAGUUUGGGCGAACUGAACAUAUUUGGAGCAGAUUUAACAAGUGAAAAGGAUUUUGAUGCCCCUAUAGCAGGCUGUGAACUUGUCUUUCAGCUUGCUACGCCUGUGAACUUUGCUUCUGAAGACCCUGAGAACGACAUGAUCAAGCCUGCAAUAUCAGGAGUGUUGAAUGUGUUGAAAGCAUGUGCUCGAGCAGAAGGUGUCAAACGAGUCAUCUUAACAUCUUCAACAGCUGCUGUAACCAUAAACCCUGUCAAGGAGACAGGUCUGGUUAUGGACGAAAGCAACUGGACUGAUGUUGAGUUCUUGAGCACUGCAAAACCACCCACAUGGGGUUAUCCUGUCUCCAAAGCACUGGCAGAGAAAGCUGCAUGGAAAUUUGCUGAAGAGAAUCACAUGGAUCUCAUCACUGUGAUACCAACUCUCACAAAUGGACCUUCUCUCACUCCAGACAUCCCAUCAAGUGUUGGCCUAGCCACAUCUCUCAUAACAGGCAAUGAUUUCCUCAUAAACACCUUGAAAGGAAUGCAGUUUAUAUCAGGUUCAAUAUCCAUCACUCAUGUGGAGGAUAUUUGCCGAGCACAUAUAUUUGUGGCUGAGAAAGAAUCAGCUUCUGGUCGUUACAUUGUCUCUGCUCACAAUACUAGUGUUCCUGAGCUUGCAAAGUUUCUUAGCACACGUUACCCUCAGUACAAAGUUCCAACUGAAUUUGAUGAUUGUCCCUCCAAGGCAAAGCUAAUAAUCUCUUCUGAAAAGCUUGUGAAAGAAGGAUUCAAUUUCAAGUAUGGGAUUGAAGAAAUUUAUGAUCAGACUUUGGAGUACUUAAAGAGCAAAGGGGCUCUCAAGAACUGAAUUCGGAAAUUGUUGUGCUUGUUAUGAGUAGCAGUUUGCCAAUAAUAAUUAUAAUAAUAACCAAACUCUCCGCUACUUAAUUACCACCUUGUUAAAUUACAAGCUAUGAUAAGUGUUAUUAGAUUCAAUAUCGUUUGGCUUGUGUUCAAUGCCGUUCGGUCACUAACUAUGUUCGGCUUUCAUCUGUUAGUGACCGGUCGAUCGUGUACAUAUGUUGUGUUAAGUUUUCAGUUUGGCCUUAAACUGUCCUUCGACCUUUAAAUGUUGUUUUCAGUUCUUCUGCCUUAAACUGUCUAUUACAAUUGCUUUGUUCGGCUAUAUAGCCUGUCUUUGUGUAAUUUGAAAUGGUGUAAGCUGAGUAUUUUUGCUCUCUUGUUUUUA